Molecule: messenger RNA, 612 nt
Organism: Triticum dicoccoides
Lineage: Eukaryota; Viridiplantae; Streptophyta; Magnoliopsida; Poales; Poaceae
Exons: 2
Coding region: 76-498 (140 amino acids)
Source: RefSeq, a predicted model, not a curated record
CCACUUGCUCGUUCUCCCAUCUCAUGCCCGUCUCCUUCCUCUGCACUCCUCCGCCUCACCCAAACAGCUCUGGCAAUGGAGUCAUCUUCCUCCUCCAUCAGGCGCCGCACUACCCCGCCUGCUCUACCGCUGAUCCCAUGCCCAUUCUGCAGAGAUAGGAUCAUCACAAACAUUUGCGGCCCCCGCGGAUCCCAGCCGGGGAACCGCUACUACAAGUGCUGCAAGAAAGAUUCUGGGAAAUGCCCGUUCUACGAGUGGCAGGAAGGUUACGAAGCGUACCUGGUGGAGCAAUCAGCUGCGGACGGAGCAGCACACAACCAAGAAAUUUUUCAAGCUUUGCCAAGAACAGUAGCUCAGAGGGGCAGCUUCCUUGGAGCUCGUCAGCUACAGGACCUCGUUAGGUUCAACACCAUGCUUGGCAUCGCCAAUCUGUUGGCCACUCUGCUGCUCAUCGCCUUCGCAUUUGUUGUAUUCGUCACGAUGUACUUUGCUCGUUAGUCAUAGCUCUUGCAUCGGAUCCAGUGUGACUGUAUCUGUAAUUUGGUACCGAAUGUCUUCUUGCCUUGGCUAUUAUGAAGAAUGUUUAUGGGAGUGGCUCUGUUUUCCAAAUUA